AUUUGAACCAACAAAAUGCAACGUUUGUGCCUGUACACGGUGCGCGCGCUUCGCACCCGAAAGCCCUCGCGUCUCUACUCCAAAUACCAAUUUAAGGAGCCAAAAACCUUCUACUAUCCCGAUCGUAAGGCAGAAACUGAACGCAAGAGCGGCGGCGGCGGGGUGGUCAAUGAGCAAACGCAACGCCAGCAGCUCGAACCCAGCUGCAAGCCGCGGGACUUUUACUACAAGGUGCUGGGCGUGGGCAAGUACGCCAGCAGCAAGGAGAUACGCAAUGCCUACCUGAUGCUGGCCAAGCGCUAUCAUCCGGACAAGAUGCGCUCGGAGAAGUCACUGAAACACUUUCAGGACAUCUCGAAUGCCUAUCACAUCCUCACAGACGACAACAAGCGGCUGGAGUAUGACCAGCUGGGCGGUGUCACGGACGAGCAGGCAUUCCUCGAGCUGGCCACGGUCAAUCCGACCAUUUUGGGGCAGAAGCUGAACGAAGCAAAGAAGCUACAAGCGGAAACCGAUGCCAGCGAUGAAAUCAACAAACUGAUGCGCGCCAAGGGCAAAAACUGCGAGCUCGAGCUCAAGCUCAGCUUUGAGGAAGCCGCCAAUGGCUGCAAGAAGCGCUUGGACGUGCGCUACCUGCGCAAGUGCGCCAAGUGCGGUGGCAAGUCGCAGCUCAUGACCCACCGCGAUGUCGGCAAGGAGCCCUGUCGACGCUGCAAUGGCUCCGGGCAGCUGACCCGACGCACCGUGACCUUUACAUCCGCCAAGACUUGCGAGCAGUGCAAGGGCAAGGGCUACAUCAAUCGUCGCGACUGCGAGCCGUGCGGCAAUCGCGGUUUUAUAGUGUCCGGUGUCGAGGUGCUGGUCAAGGUGCCGCCUGGCUCCAAGGACGGCGAAGUGAUGACCAUCCAGAACCCAAACACCAACGAACGCAUCAACUAUCGCCUGGUGGUCGAGCGCAGUGACUACUUUCGCCGUGAUGGCCUGAAUGUGUACAGCGACAAGUUGCUCACCAUAUCGCAGGCCAUUUUGGGCGGCACUUUCACCGUGCCCGGCCUCCACGAGCCCGUGGAGCUACGCGGCCCCGGAACGCAGCCAAACACCCAGAUAAUAAUCAAGAGCAGAGGCAUACGCUCCGAGCAGGGUGUGGGCAACCACAUAGUCACUUUGAAGGUGUUUAUACCCACGAAACUGUCCAUGAAGCAGCGUCUGCUGUUCUUGGGUUUGGCCCAGGCGGAGGAUCCCAUUUUCGAGCGUCAAACCUCAAGCUCCUAUAGGAACUCCAAACUCUAACUGUGUUAAAUUAUCUGCUCUAAUAUAUUUUGUCAAUUAUUCUGUUAAA
Molecule: messenger RNA, 1339 nt
Organism: Drosophila subobscura
Lineage: Eukaryota; Metazoa; Arthropoda; Insecta; Diptera; Drosophilidae
Product: protein tumorous imaginal discs, mitochondrial
Biological process (GO): protein folding; mitochondrion organization; negative regulation of apoptotic process
Cellular component (GO): mitochondrion
Molecular function (GO): heat shock protein binding
Source: RefSeq, a predicted model, not a curated record